This is a messenger RNA of Mucor velutinosus, 957 nucleotides long. RefSeq lists its product as uncharacterized. The coding region runs from base 1 to 957 and encodes 318 amino acids. The record is from RefSeq and is a predicted model, not a curated record. Lineage: Eukaryota; Fungi; Mucoromycota; Mucoromycetes; Mucorales; Mucoraceae. The transcript has 7 exons.
AUGGAGAGAAGCGCUACACAUGCAGGUUCCUGGUAUACUUCAGAUAAAACACGUUUGAACGAGGAGCUCGAGUAUUAUCUAGACAAGGCAGUAAAGAAAUCACAAGAAAAGCUUCCUAUCAAGGGAGUUAGAGCUAUCGUUGGGCCACAUGCAGGCUUUAGAUACAGUGGGCCUACUGCCGGAUUUGCUUAUAAAGCAGUUGAUACUAGCAACAUAAAGCGUGUCUUUCUUUUAGGACCUUCUCAUCAUGCUUACAUUGAUAGCUGCAGUUUAUCUAAAUGCUCCACAUACGAAACACCAUUUGGCAAUAUUAGAUUAAACAGAGAGGUGAUUGACGAGUUGCAUGAGACUGGAAAGUUUAGAUGGAUGAGUCAAAGCGUGGAUGAAGAUGAGCAUAGUCUUGAAAUGCAUUUGCCAUUCACGUACAAGAUCUUUGAAGAUAAAAUUGAUGAUAUUUCUCUUAUUCCCAUCUUGGUAGGCUCUAUUUCUGCCACCAAAGAAAAGAUGUACGGCCAGUUGCUUGCUAAAUACUUGCAGGAUCCUCGAAAUCUGUUUAUCAUUUCAUCAGAUUUCUGUCAUUGGGGUUCUCGCUUUCGUUAUACUUACUAUACAAAGUCUGAUAAAUUGGACGAGAAACCAAUGAAUCUUGGAUCCACCAACAAGAAUCAGAUUGAACGACCUAUUUACGAAUCUAUCCAAGAUCUCGAUAUCCAAGGCAUUGACAUUCUCGAAAGCUUGAGUUUUGAUAAAUUUCAAGCCUAUUUAGCCGACACUCAAAAUACGAUCUGUGGCAGACAUCCUAUCGCUGUUCUCAUGGCUGCAUUGGAGUCAUUGCGUGAAAAGAAGGGGUCCUCCAAGCAAACCCUCAAGUGCUUGCAUUAUGAGCAAAGUAGCCAAUGCAAAAAGUACACUGAUAGCAGUGUAAGCUAUGCUAGUAUCUAUGUCCAAAUUGAAUAA